Molecule: messenger RNA, 528 nt
Organism: Prunus avium (sweet cherry)
Lineage: Eukaryota; Viridiplantae; Streptophyta; Magnoliopsida; Rosales; Rosaceae
Source: RefSeq, a predicted model, not a curated record
UGGCGGGUGCUAACUAAUCAAGGCACUCAAAACAUUUCUCUCCUUCGGCUUAUCAAACAGAGUUGGACAGCAGCCAGCGCUCAGCAGCUUAGAAAGUUCCAUAAUUUCAACCUACAACUCUGGUUUAGUGAAUGCAUUUUCAAACCCAAAAGAAGUUGUUUUAGCAGUGAGAAUCGAUGGGCUACAGCACAGAAUCAAAAUGGUUAACAGCCACCAUAACCUUUGCGCUCGCAGCUCUCUCCGCCUCCACUGCCUUUUCUUUGUAUUUUUGGAAAAGAAAAUCGAGGGAUUUGGAUUCCAAGAUUGGAGAGCUCGAGAAAUCUCUCAAGGCCUCCUUAGACAAUUGUGCUGCUGAAAGGCAAGGCCGAAUUCGGGCUCAGCAGGCUUUGAGGAAAGCACUAACGCAGCCUAAGUUGGAUAAUGUGGAGCUGACUUCUUACCCCAUGGCACCUAUUGGUGUCAUCCAGUCAUGCUUCUCUACCAGGUAUUUGGGUGGGCGGCGUUUGGUAUUCCAAAUUAGAGAUCUUU